CAAGAAGGUCUGACCCAUGUGUAAUACACAAGAUGUGGCAAAUGAGGGUCCACAGCGGCUUCAGGAUCAUUGGACUGUUCUCUCAUGGGUUUCUGUCAGGAUAUAUGGUGUGGAACAUCAUUGUAGUGUAUGUGUUAGUUGGAGAGCAGAUGACCACUCUACCUAACCUUCUCCAGCAGUAUCACAGUCUGUCGUACCCUGCACAGUCUCUGCUCUACCUGCUGCUGGCCAUCAGCACCGUGUCUGUCUGUGACAGGAGUGUGAACACAAGUGUCAGCACAAGCAACAACAGUACAAACAAUACAUGA
Carassius carassius (crucian carp) is the source of this 308-nucleotide messenger RNA. Its product is annotated as transmembrane protein 237A-like. Gene Ontology annotation, biological process: cilium assembly. The record is from RefSeq and is a predicted model, not a curated record. The coding region runs from base 33 to 308 and encodes 91 amino acids. The transcript has 2 exons. Lineage: Eukaryota; Metazoa; Chordata; Actinopteri; Cypriniformes; Cyprinidae. Gene Ontology annotation, cellular component: ciliary transition zone.